Molecule: messenger RNA, 564 nt
Organism: Mesorhabditis belari
Lineage: Eukaryota; Metazoa; Nematoda; Chromadorea; Rhabditida; Rhabditidae
Source: the annotation of a GenBank genome assembly
AUGCAGACACGAUUCAAGCUCAUCCCCGAUAGGAUGCUGAACAGUACCACGGUGGCCGGGAUUCGGGACACGACUCUGGGAAGAAUUGGAGCAGAUGGGAACCCUGCUGGUGGAAACGUCAUUCGAUUCAAUAAUCCAAGUCCAGGCACACGAUCGGACUUUUCUCGAAUUUGCAUCGAUCCAAACGGUGUUUCGAACAGGGCCAACCCGCACAUCCCAGUCCCACAGGGCGCCGUCAAUGCUGCGGCUAAAACCCAAAAAGUUUUAAAGGUGACUGGGAAAGUGUUGCUCGUUGUCUCGAUAGUGGCCUCUGGUAUCCGAAUCGCCAAAUCGAUUUACGAUGAAAUCGACAUCGACAGCGAAAUCGAAGGCCUGGAGCACAUGAUCGAUUGCUUGGAGGAGGAUUUGAGAGGGUGCUCCCCAAAUGAGAUGACUGACAAAAAAAGGCACGCGACUUCGCUAAAAUCCUUCUCGAAGACGCCCACGACUGCAAGCGCCACCCUGGGAAAAAAACGAUUCUCACGGGUCUGUGCAUCGGUGGAGAAUGGAUUGGAGGAGCGGCUC